GCGUGACGUAGGAGGAAGAAGACGCCAUUAGGGGCAGCGGGGCCGGUGUUUGCCAGGGCGGGUUGUGGUUUUUGGCGUCUUCUCUUUUCUCCAUUUCUCCUCGCUGCCUGUUCCCGCGUCCUCGGCGGUGCUUUCUCCUCCCCCGCGGGGUUCCGGUGGCGGCGGCGGCCGCGGGGCGUUGAUGUGAGGCGGCGCUGGGCGUGCGGCGCGGAUGGCGGCGGGGCCCGGCGCGGCGGCCGGUGGCCGCAGCUUCUCCUUCAAGGUGGUGCUGCUCGGGGAGGGCUGCGUGGGGAAAACCUCCCUGGUGCUGCGCUACUGCGAGAACAAGUUCAACGACAAGCACAUCACCACCCUGCAGGCAUCUUUUCUUACAAAGAAGCUAAAUAUUGGUGGGAAGAGAGUAAACCUUGCAAUAUGGGAUACAGCUGGUCAAGAAAGAUUUCAUGCACUGGGACCGAUUUACUACAGGGAUUCUAAUGGCGCUAUUCUAGUAUAUGAUAUAACAGAUGAAGACUCUUUUCAAAAGGUAAAAAACUGGGUUAAGGAAUUAAGAAAAAUGUUGGGAAAUGAAAUCUGUUUAUGUAUAGUAGGUAACAAAAUAGACUUGGAAAAAGAGAGACAUGUUUCAGUGCAAGAAGCAGAAACGUAUGCUGAAUCUGUUGGAGCAAAACAUUAUCAUACUUCAGCUAAACAGAACAAAGGAAUUGAAGAACUGUUUCUUGACCUUUGUAAAAGAAUGAUAGAAACGGCUCAAGUGGAUGAAAGAGCAAGAGGCAAUGGUUCCAGUCAGUCAGGAACAGCAAGGCGAGGUGUACAGAUCAUUGAUGAUGAGCCACAAGUACAGAGCAGUGGAGGGUGCUGUUCUUCUGGAUAAUAAAAAAAACUGUGCAUACCCUCUCAGUAUGAAGACUGCCAUAUUCCAAGUCACACGUUCUUUACCAAUGGAGUAAUAGAAUUAACAGUAUUUAAAAAUAAUCACAUGUAACACUGCAGAGACCUUAAGUGCUAAACUAGUGGCAUCUGUGACCAGAGAAUUGGCAUUUUCUACAGUGGUUAACAAAGCAAUUACCAAUGGCCUUUUUACAUAUUUUUCUUUAAUGAGGAAUAAUAUGCAUGUAGAAAAGACCUACUUAAAGGCUUCAUUUAUAUUCUUUUAAAUCAGAUCAUUAUUUAAUAACUUAUAUACAUUGUUGUUGGAAUGGUAUACGUUUUUUGCAGCUCAUUGUAUUUUGUGGUAGAUUGAAUUGUAUCACUUACAAAAUGCAAAUUGAUUUUUUUUUUUUUAAAUUAGCAGAUAUCUGAAGUAAUAUUUUUGCAGGGCCUUCACAAACCUAUAACUGUCAACUACUUUCAUAUAUUCUGUUCAUCCUGUAUGCCAAGCUGGUAAAAUACAUUGUAAAUUACGUAUUAAAUAUUUUAUCUGCUUUUACAAUUGCAGGUGCAGAAAUAUGUACAUCAGUCUUGUCAGUGAUUGUGAAGUGAAUAAGUCAGUGAAAGAUGCAAGCUUUUCAUGUGUACUAUUGCUGUUCUCAGGUAGGCAAAAUAGAAUGAGCUUUUUUGGUACAUUCAUAGCUGCAGGAAUUUUUUAAAACCUUUUUUGGCAAGCAGCAGUAUUUAGUGUCCCGUUAAUGGGAAGAGAACGUUUUCCUGGACUGCUGUUUAGGUAUUUGACUCCCAGCUAAAACACUUGGCACAUGCAUAUAUCUUGCCUCUGCAGUUAAUUUGGCAUCUCAGAAUAUCUCCAGAAAGCCAAAGCAACUUUAACACUCAUCUGGUAGCCAGUAAAUCAGAUACAGGGAAACUCUUAAGCUGCAGCAAUGUAUUUGUGUUCCAAGACAGCAUUACAAACUAUUAAUGAACAUUUCCCCUCCCGCAAUGUUGGAGGGCUUGAGUGAACAAAAGAUUUGGUGUUAACUAGAGUUGCUUCCAAUUUGGAGUGGAUAAAGGGAAGUUAUGAAACUUGCCAGAUGCAAUUGUAACUUUGUGGAUACUAGACAGAACUGAACUUACUCCUGACUUGCUCUUUCUCUUGUAAAGCGUUUUGAAGCCCACUAAAGUUUUUUGGUGAGAGUUUUCAGAAAAAGUGUAUAAAAUACUAUCACAAAGGAACACAGAUGGUGGUAGUGGAGUCUUCAAAAUGUUUUGUGCUCUGACUUUUUUUUACUUAAGUUGUCAUGCUUGGAAAACCAGUAAAGGUGAUGUCUAUGACAAUAGAAUAUUCCUUGGCCUUCCUUUUUCUAAAAUGUAGAAUUAGUAUUGCAUAUGAGAGCAUUGGAUGGGGUGGGUAUGUUCAGAUGCACCAAAGGAGUAGUAGUAACUAAUCGGUUUGUGUAAGAGAAGUGUGUUGUCUUCGAUCUGAUUUUUUUUUUUUUCUCUGAAAUAAUAGAUGGCUUUGAUACAGACUGGUCGUUGUGCAUUUUUUUCACCAGACUUUCUGCAUAAAGCGUGGUGUAGAUACUUAAUCUACCAUUGCUGUGCUCUCCUGACAUGAUUGUAUACAUAAUGGACAGAGGUGAUCUGUUGAUGCUAGUGAAGAUAGUUUCUUGACUGCACAGGCCUUUGAUAUGAACCUAACAUUCAUGAUAAAGUGUGUUUGUGUAGCAACACUAAGUUAACAUUCUCAUGCUAUGUGUAACUUAACAGUGAGCCUUGCCAAAAUCGGAAAACAGAUCAGUUUAGGUUUAAAUCAAAUCAAACAAAGCUAAAUGCAGUUACCUUCAAAUCCAAUUAAUUGAAAGUCAGUCUUAAAAGAGAUACAGUAUUGACAUGAGGAAUGAAAUUGGCAGGACUUUUGUUCAAGACUGGAAUCUCUAUGUAAUAGGAGUUCCAGAUUUUCUUAUUCAAACUUCAUUUUUCGCAAAGAUGGGAAACAAACAACCCAACCUCAACUAGACUUUAUAAGCAGAUGAGUCACGAGUGCUUACCUACACCAGCAUGUGUGGUUUCUCCAGAGCAGAGCUUGCUGUACUUCUUUGGAGUGAACAGAUGCAAUUCUGGUCUGGAAAUAAUACUAGAUGUUUACCCAAGAGUGUGUUGCGUUUGAAUACUUUGAAGUAGAAGCAGUGUGUGGAUUAUAUCUUCCUGCCUGCAACUAAAGAGUUUUUCUUCACUUUUUUCUGUGAUAAGGGCUUUAUAUGUGACUUUUGUCAAUUGUGAAACUAACAUCGGUGUUGAUACUAAUUCUUACAAAACUAAAACUGUUACUACUGAAAAGUUAGAUGGGAGUAAGGAAGCUUUCACUUUUAUAUGAUGAAAAAGGUUCUGGUUGCUAUGAGCAAAAUAUUUUUUUAAAGUAAAUUCCUAGAAGUUCCUCUUCUUGCUUAAGCAACAGCAUGAAAAAUACUCUCUGGAACCUUCCUGCCAAAGCUGCAGUUUGGUUGAACAUUUAUUUAUGAACUUAAAACCUGUGCUUAGCCGGGUAUCCGUGUGUUACCUUACAAAAGAAGUCAGGGAAGUUGGUUUCCAAGCUAAGUUAAAAUGUUAUGGAUUCUGUAGGCUGAUUAACAUAAGACCUCAGUUACUCAUUGUUAGCAGACUAAAUAUAACAGUUCCAGGGAAAAGCGUCUUUAUUAGAGAUAUGUAGAGUGUUCUUUGCAUCAAAUAUAAAGGAAAAGACAGGUAGCUUUGUCUUCUGUAUUUGAGAAGGAUAUUACUGGAUGUAAUUUUCUGGAAUUACAUUUUCUGGAAUCUAUCUUAAUUUGACUGGUUUAUGUGUCUUAAGGAAAACUUUUUGUUUUUAGCAACUGAAAUUAGCAACAAGUAAGCUAAUUCUCAUUCCUCUGAGAAGAGUGCAAGAGAACAAGUAUGUCUGUAUUUAGAAAGUACUUCUAUUGUGGGAUAGAUAGAGCCAGAUGCCUGCUACGGCAUGUAAGCCAAUAUUGAACGCACUUCUUCAGAGUGAAUCUUGACAAAUAGUACUCAUAACUAUAAUAAAAAAGAUCUAAGUUAACCACAGAUGCCUUUCUGAAAGAACUUUUAAGCUAACUUGAUCACAGUCUUGAUGCUGCUGCUGUGAAUAGUUGAGCUACCUAUGAAAGUUUAUCACUUGCUGAAAUGAAUAACAAACCAAAGCCCAAACACUUUGAUGUACCAGUAUGUAUCUGUUAGGAGUUAUUUAUGGAUAUGGUCUUAUUGCACUUAAAAGUUAAAAGAUCAGAUAGAAUGUUUUUGUCUGAAUUAGUUUAGUAAGUUCAGAUGUGUAGUACUUGCAGAUGAGUGUAACUUGCUGUUGAGAUUGUGGAUGAUGACUAUCUGCUUUGCAGUAAUCUAGCAUAUGGUCCCAAGAUGGGGGGUGUCUAAUGUCCAGAUGAACUCUAUUAUCGAUAUUCAAGCAGUCAAGCAAUCAAGUGUUGCCUUGAUUACAUGCUCUUCUUUAGUGUUCACAUGUAGUGGACAGGCGUUCUUGCUUACUACCACAUGGAAAAGUAUCCCUUAGCCCUUGUUUUCUUGUCAUUUUGAUUGUUCUAGGUGUUGAACCUGCAAUUCCUAGUAAUUCAGUCUCUACUUUAGAUUCUAAGCUGGAUGAGAAAAGCUUUACAUAAAGGUAUGAGGUUAUGGAAGGUGGUUGGAGCUCAAAUGGAGUUCUCUAGAAGUGUUGGAUGCUGUCAGAAUAAAUAAUUUAAAGAAGGUAAGAGGAAUGGGAGUUAGACUUGAGGACAAGUGGUCAGAAGUCUCAACUAGCUGAAUGCACUUAAAUGGAGUGAAAGAUAAAGUACAGGAGUAAGAGUUGGAGCCAGCCACCUCUGUGUGGAAAGAAGUAGAAAGAAAAAGGCAACUAGGAAAAACUAAAAGUGCUGAUAGUGGGCUGUGGAAUAAGGUGCAGAGUUAACCAUUUAUUGGUGGAGUUGCUAGCAUGUCUUCUCAGCAAUGGUGGUUGCCUAAUUCAAGACUUUUCCAAGAUGACUUCUUAAGUUGUUUUCCCUUCCUUGAAAUAGAAAUUUUGCUUCACUAAAAAUGAUAUAACUGACUUUCAACAGGCUUUCAGACACAAUACUAACCUACUUAAAAUGACUACGCUGUGCUGAUUUACGAGCUAUUUACAGUUAACUGACUUGGUUAAUCUUAGUUUGCAUCAAAGCUUAGGAUUUUUUUUCCUGUCAAGAAAUAUGUAUUUCAGUGAAGAUUACUUUUACUGUGGUUGUGGUAAGGAGUUGCACACGAAGACAGAUCCUUGGCGCUAGUUGAUGCGCAAGCUCAAUUAAGACAGCCCAAAAACUAGCUGUCUUUGUACUGAGCACUGUUUGUCAUGCUAUUCUUUGAGGGAGUUCUACUCAACACCAGAACUUUUAUCUGUGUUUAAGACCAACCCAACAAUAAUGUGUACUCUAUUGCCUCUUUGGAGCUGCUGUUGGCUGCUGCUUUGAGCAGAAUGAGACGGAAGAGCAGUUUUGAGAGUUGUAGAGAAUCUGGAAUAUUUCUUGACUUGGCUUCAAAAGUGAGAGUUUAAAACUGUCACCAUUUUGACAAAGUUGUUGUUCUGCAUAUUUUGACUUGGGAAAAGUUUUACUGUAAUGUGAUUAAAAUUACAAACUACUUCCAAAACAAACUUAUUUCAAGCUGAUCUCUUUUCUUAGUAUUUAUUCCCAAUACUUAACUUACUAAACUUGGCCAAAACCUUGAAUUGAUUGGCAUGUUUUGCAGCCCUAAAGUGAUGCCUAUGACUGUAGAGAGAAGCUGUGUACUCAUUCAUAUUUCAGUGGACGUUUUUGAGUUUUGAUUGUAUUUAUACAGCACGGGGAUAUUAAAAGAUGGCCUGAAAAAAGAAUUGUUCCUAUUUGUUGCCAGUGCUUUGUGCACUUGGGCAAGCAGUAUAACCUGAUACAGCUGCAGAGUGAAUGUGAAGAGAAGGCUUCUAUCGCUUUUCUUGCUUGUUGGCUGCACCGAUCCAUCCUGUUAAUGAGCUACUACUGGAAACUUUCAGUGCUGGAGAUCCACAUGUAUGAGAAAGGAAACAUUUAUGUUUCCCACUUGCUUCGCUAGCUGUUCCAGUGAUCGAUCCCACAGCAGUAAUAUCCAGUUCCUCUCAGUUUGCGAACAUUGUUUCUUCACAAGAUGAGCUUUUCUUAUUUCUUGAUGACAUUUUGUUUUUAGUAUAUGUAGUCUCACAGAUCUCUUGCAAGGGGUUUUAAUACUUCAUUGUAGGUCAUCUAGGAGUAAUGGCACUUUCAAGUAUUUCAAGCAAUUUCAAGGAUGAUUAGUAGCAGCAUUGAAAAAAUCUUACCCAGCAGCUGGUCAUAUCUUGCCUUCAAACUAGUGAAGAAGAGAUUAUUGCAAGUUUAAUGGUAAGUCCUGUCUCUCUCUGAUACCUGACUCCUGAUUCCUGGUUAUUGGAAGUGACUUAAAAGAAAGCAAAGUUGAGAGGACUGGAGAUACCAAGGACUACUUUCUCAUCUCUUGCCAAGUAGUUGAUAUCCUGUGACAGAUCCAAACUCAUGUAAUGCAUUUCUUUUUGAGCUGUUGAAAUACUUAAAUUGCAGACCUUUCUUCAAGUUAACUAUUACACUGUUCAGAAAGGCAAACAAUUUGGGACUUGCAGUGGAAAAGAACUAGUAAUUUCUAUUUUUCAGAACAUGAAACUUAAACUGCCUAAUCAGGCUUUUCUUAGUGGAAAGAGAAGAGGAAAGCACUUGAUACUUAAAUGUUUUAAGUGCUGUCAGUGCUAUUUGAUCGUACAGGCAUUAUAAUGAUUGCCUUACUGGAUUCUUGUCAUCAGAUAAGCACAUGGAGCUUAUUGGGCUCAAUCAAAUAGAAUACUUUUUCUUUGAACCCAGAGAAAAAGUUAGUAGGGCAAAAGCCAACACUGAAAAGGACACAGCUUUUUUUAGUAUCAGGUAACUUGGCAUUACCAAACACUGCAGGAAUGCUCUAUUUGGUAUUUGUGGAUAAAGUCUUGAAAAAAAACAUAGUAAAAUAUAGCAUCUAGAAAAGGCUUCACAAGCCUUAACUUGCCUAGUGUGUUGCUGCAGCUAGGGUUCUCAAAUACUUCUUGAAGUAUUUUAUACACCAGUGCAUUUACAUGAACAUAGUUCUGUGAUGAAUUAAUUCUAAGCAAUCCAUCUAAUAGGGAAACAAACCUCUUUAGGAUGACUGCUAUUCUAUCAAUGCUUAAUAGGAAAAGUGAAUAUGCAUGUAAGUGGAAAUGGAUCAAUAGAAAGCAGAAAAAAUGCGUACUGAAAAAUGAAGAGAAGAAAACAACUGGAAAUUCUUGUUACUGUGAUCUGAAAAUUAUUCUCUUUCAUUUUAUGAAGUCAAAGAAUUUGAAACUUGAUGAACAGUCUGUAAUGUAGUGGCUCUGAAAUUAUUGGAGGUUGGGGGCUGAGGCCUGGCUUACAAAGAUUUAGGAACAACUGAGAUUGCAGGUGCUUUAUGUUACAAUAACAAAUUUCUGUACCUACCCGAGUAUGAUGUCAUGGAAGAUGGCUUUAGGAUGCCAAACUAGGCUAAGUGAGGUGGUUCUGUUAUGCUAGCACGUACCCUGGAAACUGCAGUGUGAGCAGGGAUACAUACAAAUGCAGCUUUGAUUGUCAAAAUCGGUGUUCAGCAGCCCAGAAGUUUGUGAGGAAGAAGCAGGUGCUAUUAAACUGCGUUUGCUGGCUUAAUAAUAGCCCCAGGCACACUACCUGUAUGCUAAGGGAACAGCAAAACGAAGUCAAAUGUGGAAUUGAGGCUCAAGACUGGGAAUAUUCCACUAAUUGUGUUUGUAUCCUACUGAUACCCUACUUCUACCAUUAGCUUGUGUACACUUCCCUGGUGAAAAUUGUGCUUCAGCUAAUGCUGAACUGGACUAGUGACUUGAACUGGAUGGACAUUGUGAGUGGAAACAGCAGCAAACAGCAGAAGCAGCAUGAGGUAAAGGCAGAUUGUACAGUUCCUGCUUUUUAGUCCUUUCACUUACACCUCUGAAGUCAGUAGAUCUAUCCUACUGUCUUUAUGUAAGGAAAUGUAUUUUCUAUUUGGUGAGAUUUUUUUGUCAAGAAACAAAAAUAGUGUAAGAACUUCUGGUAGUUCCUUCACAGAUUUAGUAUUCCCAUAUUCUGUCAGCAUCUGAUUAAAAGGGGUUAUAUUAAAUGUGGAGAGCAAGCGUGCUGCCUGUAGUUACACCCAGCAAUCUGAGUCCUGUGGUGAGUGUUUCAUGAGGCAGAAGAGUAUCUAAUGCACCUCUGAUUGCCAGCCUACUUUCCCACUGUUUUGUGACAUAAAGUAAUUGUAAUACAGUCCUCAACCAUAAGAUGUGCCUAUACUGGUUAGAGAAAUCGGUUUGAGGUUUAAAAUUACACUAAAUUGUGGUUCAGUUGGAUCCUUCAAGGAUUCUUGACCAUCCUUUCAUCAUGUGAAUACAAUAGUGCUUGGCACCGUGGGACAGUGCUUCUUUUCCAUGGAUUUAGGGAUUUCAGCUUGGGAAAUCUCUGAAGCAAAGAGAAGCAAGCUACGAAAAGGAAGUAUAUAAAACAUUUAUUCUGUUACUUUCCUGCUCUUUCCAGGAAACUUGCCUGUUGGUGGUGUUACAAUGCGUAUGUACAAGCAAUGAGGUUACUACUAUUUGUCCUUGUGUUCUGCAUUCCUAGCUCUGGCAGUGCUAGUCCUUGCCAAUCAGCAAACAACAGAUCAGUUUCUGUUUAGUCAUCACUCUCGGACAGCUUCCAGACAGUCUCUGUGGAGGCCGAUGCAAUCAUGAGUUUUCAUGUUUUAUCUGCUCUACUUCUUUUGUAUUUAAAAAAAUUUCUUCUCCCCACUGAGAGAUCAAAGCUUUUGUGAACUUGUGAUCAGUUGUACAAACUAAUGUUUUCUUAUGACAAAUCUUGUAUGUUUUGGGUUGUUUCAUGUUCUGGAAUUCUAAUAAUACUUGAUAUGCAUGGGUAGAAAAAAUCAGGUUCACAAACAAGAACUCACAGCUGUGGUUAUGGAUAUACAAAACGUGACAGUGCAAAUAACUUGAAGAAAGCUCGUCAUCCAAUGUAGUGCCCUCAUGUCUUGUUACAUCUCUAUGCCUUCACACUAAAUAUAAAUAAAUGCUGGUGGGGAAAGGGAUUUCCUUCCUUGUACUUUCA
This is a messenger RNA of Cuculus canorus (common cuckoo), 9047 nucleotides long. RefSeq names its product RAB21, member RAS oncogene family (gene RAB21). Bases 212 to 874 code for a protein of 220 amino acids. Gene Ontology annotation, biological process: Rab protein signal transduction. NCBI's taxonomy places the organism in Eukaryota, Metazoa, Chordata, Aves, Cuculiformes, Cuculidae. The record is from RefSeq and is a predicted model, not a curated record. The transcript is spliced from 7 exons. Gene Ontology annotation, molecular function: GTP binding; GTPase activity.